Molecule: messenger RNA, 681 nt
Organism: Dreissena polymorpha
Lineage: Eukaryota; Metazoa; Mollusca; Bivalvia; Myida; Dreissenidae
Product: 41 kDa spicule matrix protein-like
Exons: 1
Coding region: 1-681 (226 amino acids)
Molecular function (GO): protein binding
Source: RefSeq, a predicted model, not a curated record
AUGGGCAUGAGCAGGAAUACACUAGCCAAUGACCAUAAAAGCUUUGGUGGUUCCCAGCCAGCAAUUGGCAUGAGCAGGGAUACACUAGCCAAUGACCAUAAAAGCUUUGGUGGUUCCCAGCCAGCAAUGGGCAUGAGCAGGGAUACACUAGACAAUUACCAUAAAAGCUUUGGUGGUUCCCAGCCAGCAAUGGGCAUGAGCAGGGAUACACUAUAUAAUGACCAUAAAAGCUUUGGUGGUUCCCAGCCAGCAAUGGGCAUGAGCAGGGAUACACUAUCCAAUGACCAUAAAAACUUUGGUGGUUCCCAGCCAGCAAUGGGCAUGAGCAGGGAUACACUAGCCAAUUACCAUAAAAGCUUUGGUGGUUCCCAGCCAGCAAUGGGCAUGAGCAGGGAUACACUAGCCAAUGGCCAUAAAAGCUUUGGUGGUUCCGAGCCAGCAAUGGGCAUGAGCAGGGAUACACUAGCCAAUGACCAUAAAAGCUUUUGUGGUUCCCAGCCAGCAAUGGACAUGAGCAGGGAUACAUUAGCCAAUGACAAUAAAAGCUUUGGUGGUUCCCAGCCAGCAAUGGGCAUGAGCAGGGAUACACUAGCCAAUUACCAUAAAAGCUUUGGUGGUUCCCAAUGCUUUCUGGAGAAACACAAAAACCAAACAAAAAUCCGCUGUACAAGAAGACAAUAA